This is a messenger RNA of Pocillopora verrucosa, 2256 nucleotides long. NCBI's taxonomy places the organism in Eukaryota, Metazoa, Cnidaria, Anthozoa, Scleractinia, Pocilloporidae. The record is from RefSeq and is a predicted model, not a curated record.
UUUUUUUUAGUUUUAUCGAUUGAGCAGGGUAUUUCGUCAUUGACUUGCAUCUCUUUGAGAGAGAACAUGUAUCUGAAGUCUGGAAGCUUUUAAAGUAGGAAAGACACGAGACAGAUACGAUAAUCUUAUGCAUGGCCAUCCACUUCUCACGGUCACAAUGCGGAGUGUGGGAAUAACUUACCUGAUGCGAUUAUUUGUUGCUUUUUGUUUGCCAUAACUCAACUGUAACAGACUAAUUGAGAACAAAGCAGGGGAUCAUUGGCUGAUUUGAGGGUAACAUUUGAAACACGAGAGAGAGAUAGAAUAAGAGAGAUAGAUAUUCAUUAUCUUGGAUAUACUGCACAUGCUUUGAUGCACCAAAACUGUUCUGAAGUGGGAGACAAGUCAACUGUAUUCUAAUGUUCUCAUAAGCGGGUGGUACCGUUUUAUAGAGUGCGCUAGAAUCAAAUCAGAAUAAUCUGGAAUCUGUUUUGAAGAAGCUGAAAGCGAAAAAAAUAUACUCAAGAAGAAACGUUAUUUCAGCUGCAACCACUGAUUGAAAAAUAUGUCGGCCGCUUCAGAUUAUCCGGAGAUCGUGCCAAAGAGUGCACCUGAGGCUAGAGGAAUAGACUUUUGUGGUACUAAAAAAAGCUUCUAUAUCAUCCGUUCUGAUGUGGGUGUCUACAUGAGUUGCGAAGAUAUUCACACUGGAAAACGUAUCAAGAUUCAUCGUUUAAGUGAGGCCUGUAGAUGGGGCGAUCACUACUUGGCCACUGACUCUUAUUUCUACAUCAUUAAAGGAGAUGAGUAUCGCAGAGUGACCGAGCUGAGUAAAGACGAGGACGCUGUGGUUUACUCUCUUCAUUGCAACUGUCGCGGAGGAAGCAGCUACUACUCUGCCUUUGGUAAUUGGUACAUCGUGUUUGCCAAGAGAGGCACCUACAGGCGAGUGAGAAAUAUGAACAAAGAUGAAGACGCCGUUGAAUAUAAAAUCCACCAAGCGUUCCAAGAUGGCAUCUAUUACUGGGGUACCAAGAAUUAUGUCUACUGUCUAAUGCAGGCUGGAAAAUGGGGUGUCACCUAUCACAGAAGCACCAACAUGAACUUGAACAAAGAUUGCAAAGACUUCAGCGUUCACGAGUCAGUGCUCAAUUUUCUCCCUGGUGGUAUGGCGUACACCCACGGAAAAGUGUUCGGGCAUUGGAUAGAAGUAAAAUGUCUUCAAAACGACUCCAACACUGCCAUAGAAUGGAAAAAAAACAUCAAGAAAACCGUUGGAUUUGACAAGAGUACAAUAUCCUCCAUAGAGUCUAACUGGUCCAUCGAGACGACAAAAAGCAAAGAUAAGCAGAUCAAUGUUUCUAAAUUGAUUGAGUGUCUCUGUAAAGUUCAGUAUGGCCUUAAGGAGACGUUUGGUGGAAAGAUGGUCAACACAGCGCAGUUCGAAUGGAGUGACACCACUGAAAAAGAAGAAACCCUUAAGGUGAAAAUCCCACCGAAUACCAAGCUGUACGUUUGGCAGUUUCAAAUGGGCUUUGGAGAGAAGAAUAACCUCUUCAGUAUUGACACUAGGACCACAUACAAUGAAACACCACCUGAGGAACCAUUAAAGUACUUUAAGCACUAGCAUUUAAAAGUGUGACACAAAUGAACCUUGGUAAGAACUGUGAAUGCUAAAGUUUACUCUGAGUGGAGAUAGGUGUGUUUUGAGAUUUCUUGUCUUUUUCGUGUACUCGUUGAGCAGUAUACACUGCAUUAAGUUUUUUCCGUCAACUAAAGUCGAUCAAUUUUUUUGAGUAGACAUGAGUGUAAUUCACUUUAGUCAUUAUAUGCUGUGGUAGUUUGAUAAGCAACAAACCCUGUUUCAAGUAUGAGACGAGUCAAUUUUAGUCCAUUAACCGGUAUCGAUCAAUUUUUUUUUAGCAGAUACGAGAGUGUUUCUUAUGAUCAUUUACUCCUAAAAUAAUAUAUACUGCGCUUACAUGUUCAAAAGGUUACCAGUACUACUGUUAAGCGUAAGACAAGUGAAAUUUGUUUGAAAAGCGAUAGAUCGAGAGUUUUAAAGUGAACAUAAGUGCAUAUGUUUUUUAAUUUCGUGGUUACCCCAGUCAUUCGUUCACUAGAAUAUACUACAAUUGUUUAAAAAGAAAUAAAAGUGCAGUUAAGUGUGAGACAUGCAAUUGUACCAAGAUCAGAACUGUCACCAAUCGAGUUUACUUUGAGUGAAUAUGAGUGUGUUUUGAGUGGCACUCUGAUACUAUUAGGGAAAGAUUGUUG